Hydractinia symbiolongicarpus is the source of this 9509-nucleotide messenger RNA. RefSeq names its product E3 ubiquitin-protein ligase HECTD1-like. Gene Ontology annotation, molecular function: protein binding; ubiquitin protein ligase activity. NCBI's taxonomy places the organism in Eukaryota, Metazoa, Cnidaria, Hydrozoa, Anthoathecata, Hydractiniidae. The record is from RefSeq and is a predicted model, not a curated record. The transcript is spliced from 39 exons. The coding region runs from base 206 to 8857 and encodes 2883 amino acids. Gene Ontology annotation, cellular component: nuclear speck. Gene Ontology annotation, biological process: proteasome-mediated ubiquitin-dependent protein catabolic process; anatomical structure development; protein K63-linked ubiquitination.
UACAUUCUCUAAAAGAUCCUUAAAAAACCCCAAUUUGAUUCUAAUGGCUACUGUUCAAUAUUUAAAUUUAUCACAAUCAUUGUAAUAUAAAUUUGAAUAUUUAGAAAAUAAAUACACAAUCACAAACGUAAAUAAAAAUAAAAAAUAAAACACCAAGUUCAUUGUAAAAAAUCUUUCAAUGGUAAACUGAUAGUUGCUUGGCAAAAUGGCGGAUAUAGAUCCAGACACAUUGCUGGAAUGGCUUACUAUGGGUGCAGGUGAUGAAAGGGACAUGCAAAUGAUUGCAUUAGAACAGCUAUGUAUGCUGUUACUCAUGUCUGAUAAUGUUGAUCGAUGUUUUGAAAGUUGUCCCCCUCGAUCCUUUUUGCCAGCAUUAUGUCAUAUAUUUAUGGAUGAAACUGCCCCAGACAACAUUUUGGAAGUGACUGCAAGAGCGAUUACUUACUAUCUUGACGUUUCUGCAGAAUGUUCAAGAAGAAUUGUUAAUGAGAGCGGUGCUGUUAAAGCAUUAUGCACCCGUCUUGUAGUUGUGGAUAUUAGUUCAAGAACUAGCAGGGAUCUGGCAGAACAAUGUGUAAAAGUUCUUGAGUUGAUGUGUACAAGAGAAGCUGGUGCCAUUUACGAGGCUGGUGGGCUUAAUUGCAUGUUAACCUUCAUUAGAGAGUAUGGUUCACAAAUUCAUAAAGAUACUCUUCAUUCUGCAAUGUCUGUUGUUGCACGUUUAUGUAGCAAAAUGGAACCAGCAGAUGAAACGCUGGAAGGAUGCAUGGAUUCACUUUCUAAAUUGUUACAGCACGAGGACAGCUAUGUAGCAGAUGUGGCACUCAAAUGUUUCGCUUGCUUGGCAGAUCGGUUUACUCGUCGUGGUGUUGACCCUGCACCCCUUGCCAAGCAUGGCUUGACUGAAGAACUGUUAAAAAAACUUGUCAGCUCUGCAUUAGCUUGCAAUUUAAAUACAUCAACUAAUCUUAAUGCAAGCAUGACAGAAUCUCGAAGUAGUUCUGGAAAUGUUUCAAUUAUUGUUAGUGUCUUAUCAAUGUUGUGUCGUGGUUCUCCAACAGUCACACACGAUUUGUUACGAUCAAGUCUUCCUGAUGCUAUCGAAACUGCUAUGAAAGGGGAUGAAAGGUGUGUGCUUGACACAAUGAGACUCGUUGACCUUCUUCUAGUUUUAUUAUUUGAAGGAAGAGAUGCCUUACCAAAAUCAACUUUAACUACAACUCGAGGUUCGUUAAGUACUCUUCGUAAGACAGACAGUGCUGGAGAUAAAUCUCAUCGACAGUUGAUUGAUUGUAUCAGAAGCAAAGAUACGGAUGCUCUCAUGGAAGCUAUAGAUUCAAGUACUUUUGAUGUGAAUUUCAUGGAUGAUGUGGGACAAACACUUUUAAAUUGGGCAUCAGCUUUCGGAACAUUGGAAAUGGUUGAAUUUUUAUGUCAACGAGGUGCUGAUGUUAAUCGUGGACAACGAUCAUCGUCUUUGCACUAUGCUGCUUGUUUUGGUAGACCAGCUGUUGCUAAGGUUUUACUUCUUAAUGGUGCAAAUCCUGAGUUGCGGGAUGAAGAUAGCAAAACUCCACUUGACAAGGCCCGUGAAAGAAAUGACGAAGGGCAUAAAGAAGUAGUUCGUAUUUUGCAGUCUCCAGGAGAAUGGAUGGCAGCUUCUUCAGAACCUCCACCCACAGAAGUGCCCAUUGUUACAGAAAAUACAAAAACGAAAAAAUCAGAAGGAACUGAGGAAAGUGGGAAGUCUGGGGGAGAUACAGUUGAAACUGAACCGGAACAGGAUACAGAUGUUGUUACUGUAAAAGGUGAUCCCGAAAUGGCACCUGUUUAUGUGAAGAGGCUUGUUCCAGUAUUUGCUAACACAUACCAAGCUUCUUUAGUACCUUCCAUUAAAAAAGCUACUCUGUCAAUUUUAAAGAAGAUGAUUCACUAUAUACCAGUGUCUAUGAUGGAAGAUUUAGUGUCAGGAAAUGUUGCUCCACUCUUGGUUGAUGUCAUUGCUACUGCUCUUAAUGCUGAAGGUGACGAUGAAGGACAUUUGUCAGCUUUUCAUUGUGUGCAAGAUUUAAUGAGUAAAGGGCCAAACAUAUUUUUAAUUCAUUUCAUACGGCUUGGUGUCUUACAAAGAAUAACAGAGAUGUCCAAUGAAUCUGAAGAAGUUGGCCAAGAGGAUUUAAUUGAUGGUAUAGUUCAAAAGGAGGAGUGCACAAUACCGCUACAGGAUGCCACCAAACUCUUGCCAGGUCGUCCGUAUCAUUGGCAUGACUGGUGUGUUGUGCGAGGACGUGAUUGUCUGUAUUUAUGGAGCGAUUUUUGUGCAAUUGAACUAUCAAAUGGAAGCAAUGGAUGGUUUCGUUUCGUUCUUGAUGGAAAACUAGCAACAAUGUAUUCAAGUGGUAGUCCUGAAGGUGGUUCUAGUUCAUCUGAAAGUAGAACCGAAUUUUUAGAUAAGCUGCAACGUGCAAGAAGUGCUGUCCCCUCAAGUACAGUUAGUCAACCAAUUUUAUCAUCCACAAAAACAGAAAGUAUUACUGUUGGAAACUGGACAUUAAGUUGCAAAACAGAUGACCAAGUUGUUGUAAUUAAUACUGAUGGUCAGCAGGCAACAAUAUUGAAAGAAGAUCUACCUGGAUUCUUGUUUGAAUCAAAUCGUGGGACUAAACAUACGUUUACUGCUGAAACAUCAUUAGGACCAGAUUUUGCAUUUUCAUGGAAUGGUAAACCGGGGAAGAAAUUUCAAUCUAAGAAGGAACAAAUUAGACAAAAACUAUCUACCUGGGCACACAGUCUGUAUUGUAAAUACUUUAAAGAUGCAGAUAUGACACCCCACGGAGCCAUGGCAACACUUCACAAAAUUAGUGAGACCUUAAACUCAUGUGCCAGCUCUAAUGAGCCAUUCCUAGAGGAGAAAAAGAAAGAAGUUUAUGAAGCUCUACAAGAAUUGUGUACCCUUCUAAAAGAAGAAAGCAUGUUAUCAUCUUACGAGAUUCAAACAAGUGGAUUGGUUACUGCUCUAAAUAACUGUCUCAAUAAAGCUCUUCCUGUGUCCAGCAGUUUAUCCAUGAUGAAAGAGCAUUCAUAUGCAGUUGAGGUGUUUAAAAAUGUGUUUGGCCAAGCUUCAAAACAAGUAUCAUCUGAUGAAAGUUUACAUUUAUAUAGCCCGGCUGUGACUUUGGUGAGAAAGUUAAUCAUGGUACUCGAGUCCACUGAGCGAUUACCAGUACUGACAUAUGAAGGGCUUGGAGGUGGAUCAGGUUUGCAGAUUUUACUGCGCCGUUUACGAUUUAAACUGGAAAGAGGUCAUAAAUCAGGGAAUUUCAUUGACCGAACUGGUCGAUUUAUUAAGAUGGAACCAUUAACGACCGUUAAAGAGGUUGAAAAGUAUCUGCUAAAAGCUGUAGCUAAACAAUGGUUUGAUUAUGAACGCGAUUCGUUUGAAUUUAUGAAGUAUUUUAAAGAAAACAAUGAACCCCUUGUAUUCACUUAUGAGCAAGAUUUUGAUGAAAAUGGAAUUAUUUAUUGGCUUGGAACUAAUGGAAAAACUGUCAAAGACUGGGUGAACCCAGCACGACACAAUAUUGUCAAUGUAAGUGCUUCUGAAGGAAGAAGUUUACCUUACGGUCGUUUGGAGGAUGUUAUCAGUAGAGAUUCAGCUGCAGUUAACUGCCAUACCAAUGACGACAAAUCUGCUUGGUUUAUGGUUGAUCUUGGUGUGAAUGUCAUACCUACAGCUUAUACCUUAAGACACUCCAGAGGUUAUGGAAGGUCUGCUCUGCGAAAUUGGCUGUUUCAAAUGUCCAAGGAUGGUACAACAUGGAGUACUUUAAAAACACAUGAAAAUGACGAGUCACUUCAAGAGCCAGGUUCAACAUCGACAUGGCAAUUGGAAAUGCCAGAAGAAUUAAAGGAUGUAAAGGACGGAUGGAAUAUGUUGCGUAUUCAACAGAACGGUCCAAACGCAAGCCGUCAAACGUAUUAUUUAUCUGUAUCUGGGUUAGAAGUUUAUGGAAAAGUAACAGGAGUUAUGGAGCAGGUUAAAGCACCAGCAGUAGUCGAAACUGAGAGCACUCUGAAACGACAGAGAAGAGUUUUUCGUUCACAAAUGCUGAGGCACAUGGCACUAGGUGCUAAGGAAGGUUCUGAUUGGAAGUUAUUACGGGAACAUGCUCGCGCUAAGGCAAUGGCAGAAGAAAACAAGAACAACACUGGAUGGGUUGAUGUCACGUGGCCACAAAGUUCUUCAGCUGCUAAAACAAACGAAGAAAAUGCAUUCAAUGUGAAAGUUGUAGACAUAUCUGAUCCAGCCGUUCAGGCGGCCAUGUUGGAGGCUGAGAAAAGAGGAAAGAACGAAAAUAAUAAGGCUUUGCAUCAAACGACACUCGAUAAUGCGUUAAAACAAGUUGUGAUGUCAUUUGGAAAGCGGGCGUCAGACACAACUACAGACAAGAAAACCAAAGAAGAUCUGAAUAAAGGUGAUGAUCCACUCUCAACUGAAAAUAACUCUGCUGGCUCUGAGGUUGAUUUAGCUAAUUUACGUUUUUUAAUGGCAGUGGAGGAUUUAUUAGACAGUUCGUCAUCAGAUUUAGUAGCUAAUGCCUUGGCAGAAGCAGCCAGCAUGCGUGUGGAUCAACUUCGUUUAGCAACGCAGUCAUUUAGAAACACCUUACUUGAACCAUCACGAUCUCGACCAACACCAAGUGCACAGGGAUCUAGAGAAAGCCAAUCCCCUCCGUCCGAAUUAAGUGUUCCUGUUGUAGCGGAAGCUAUAGUAAAUGAAACAGAUGAAACAAUAACUAAAGAAUCUGUAGCAACUGCCACAGAUGACAUGAUAUCAGAUAAAAAAGAAGAUCAUACUUCAACGGUAGACAACGAAAGUAAUUUAACUUUAGAAUCCACGACAGCUGCAUCUGAUAAAGAUUUUGAUUCUAUGAAUAUGUCCAAAGAGGAAUGUUUGACUCAAAUUAAAAAAAUAACCUCGUCAAUGUCGGAAGUCCUCGAAGCCAUGACUUUAACAGAUCCUGCGAGUGAAUCAAAUGGUAAUUUCCCCUCUGGAAACCUUGAUGAUGAUUUUGCUGCAGCUCAGAGUGAAAAUUUAUUCACUGUUGCAGAAAAUAACUUUUUAAAUGAUAAUCAUAGCACCUUAGAGCCUAAUGUUAUUGCUAUAUUGAAUGAUGAAAAUGAUAACGAAUGCAGUCAGAGCGAUGAUGACGAUGGCGAUAAUGGUGACGAUACACCACAUGCAGAUAGAGAGAAGACACAGACCGGUUCGAUGCUAAUAGAACAAGGUAAUGAAAGUGAAACGGAAAAUGAAAUAACGAAGCUACUGGCAGAAAGUAAGGAAUUAGAUAACAUUCUAAUAGACAAGGACUACAGAGAUAACUAUGACAAUACCUCGACACUCGAAACAGACAUUUCAUCACCUAAAGAGGUAUCAGAAGAGGCUGUGAAAUCUAUGUUGCAAUUAGUUGCUGGUGACGAAGACAUAAAAGAUAUUGACAGAAUGACAAUGCAAGCAUUACAACUUUUAUCUGGUCAUAAGGGUCAACACAGUGAAAAAAUGAGCGAUUUACUUAAUACUAUUAUGUCAGAUGGUCAAAACGAAGAUAGUAAAGAUGUGAAUGUUGAUAGAAACAAUACUGUGCUUGACAAAAAAACGUCCCUUGAUAAUUCUAAAAAAUCUGAAUCAGGUGAUGACAAUACUGAGCCAGGCAUGAACUUAGAAUUUCAUUCUCAUAUUAAGAAAAAGUCUGCUACUGCUGACCCAAAACAACCCUCACAAAGUACUGACACUUCAGAUGCUACUUCAGAGGUGUCCACUACCCAUGAUUUGGAAAGUAAUCCCCCUGGAAAAGAUAGUGAAGGUGCAGAUAUCAAAAACCCUACUACAGAUCAUACUGCACAACCAACUGGAUGUAGUACUGACUUGACAGCUGACUCCAAUGUCUCCAGUGAGAUUAUACCAACUAAACCUACUGAUACAAGUGAGAGUUUGACCUCUAAAUCAACUGACAAGAAGGAGGCACACUGCGAUUCUAGUGAAAGCAAUAAGAGCAACGAGGAAGACAAACGCAUGUAUACCCUGGAAGAAAUCCUUGAGGUUCACCGAAAGAAGGAUGGCGAUAACACACUACAAAGUAAGAUAUCCACACCAAAGGUCGAUGAAAACGUUGCAAAGAUUUCAGAAGCUAUGAAGGCCGAUUUAGAAUAUUCAACUAAAGAAAAAGCAAGCAGUGAAGUGAUGAUGGAUAUAGACGAUGGUGACAACGAGGACGAAGAUGAGGAUGACGAUGAUGAAGACGAUGAUGAUGACUUUGAUGACAUAGAAAAUGAUGAUGAAAACGAAGCAGAGGACAUGUAUGAACCCAUGCAUACUCGCCACCACGAAAGACAUUACGAUCAUCAACGUAAAAUGUGGGAUGAUGACCUCGUCCUGAAGUGUCAACAUGCUGCCUUGGUUCCAGCAUUUGAUCCCAGACCCGGUCGAACUAAUGUUCAACAGACACAAGAUAUCGAAAUACCUACUGCAGAUGCACUUCAGACUAUCCAUUCGAAUUCUGUAUCUUCCAAUAUGAUGCUUUAUCUACGUGGAUCCCCUUCUAUGGGAGGCAAGGAAGUAGAGGUACCUCUGGACAAUCCACAUGCUACUGUCUUCUCAUAUGUGCAAUCGCUAGUUCUCCAUGGAGCGACUGGACCGAACAAAAACGAUCGCUUGAGGAGAGUUUGGGAACCCAACUUUACAAUUGUUUACAAAUCACGAAACGAAAGCGGUGCUGACGAUGCGGUGAACACACCACAAGAAACUGAUGUGAUCAAGUGGCGUAUAGAUUAUGUGAAAGAACAUCUUGGUUCACUUCAAUUACCCAAAUCAGAUGUAAUCAACUACUUGCAACAAAGCUGUGAUGCAGAGUUCCUGAAGAAAUGGAAAUUAACAGGCACCACGAAAUUAUGCCGAAAGCAAAGAAACUGCUCAACGUUAACAGCAGCUUACAAGGAAUUUGCGAAGCAAAAGUUAUUGGAAGCAUCGAAGCCUGAGAGUAAAGAAAAAGUUCUUCAAAUCGAGGAACCUGUUCAGAAAUCACUUGAAGAUAUUUCUGCAAUACAACAGGUGUUAGAGGUGAUCAAAUCGCUCUACCAAUUGGCUGAAGAUAUCAGUGAAACUGUGAGCUUAUCAGGAGAGUAUUUAUUUGAUGUUCCUGCUGAAGAAUUUCUCUCAAAGAAGUUGACAACAAAGUUAGCACAACAAAUACAAGAUCCGCUAUCCUUGGCUUCAGGUUCGUUACCUUUGUGGUGUGAAUAUCUCGUCAUUAAUUAUCCCACGUUGUUUCCGUUCGAAACACGACAGAUGUUUUUUAGAGCGACUGCUUUUGGAUGUUCGAGAUCGAUAGUAUGUCUGCAGAGCAUGCAAGACGCUGCACUGGAACGUACUAGAGGUCAUCCAACGAGACGAUUGGAAACACAAGAAUUUCGAAUUGGAAGAUUGAAACACGAGAGAGUGACUGUACCACGUGGGGAGGAGUUGCUUGAAACAGCCAUACAAUUGAUGGAUUUUCAUGCAGAAAGAAAAGCUGUUCUUGAGAUCGAGUUUAAAGAUGAAGAAGGAACCGGUUUAGGUCCAAGUUUGGAGUUUUACGCAUUGAUAUCGAUGGCUAUACAACGAAAUGAUUUAAACCUUUGGGUUUCCAUUGAUGAAAUUACAUCAGACGAUGAAAAAUCGUUGAUGAAGUAUAGCCGGCAUCCAAAUGGCUUGUUUCCAGCCCCCUUUUCAAGUGAUAACAGCAAUCUCGAUGAAAUUUGUCGAUUAUUUUCAUUUUUGGGUAUAUUUUUGGCGAAAUGUUUACAAGACAGCCGUUUGGUGGACAUUCCUUUAUCGGAACCUUUUUUUAAAAUGCUAUGCGCUGGCAAGGGUAAAUACGCCAAGCUUUCGAGAACUUUAUCACACACGUCAGAACUAACAGCAGACACUCAUUGUUCCGACGACGAAUCCGUUGACGAUGUAUUUGAUGCGUCAAUGACGGCGUCUGUCGAGAAAUUGGACUCGCAUUAUUUUAGUGAAGUUUUAACGGAUUGUGACUUUGAGUUAAUACAUCCGAAUAAAGCGAAAUUUUUGAAACAACUUAAAAAGUAUGUUGAAGAGAGGCAAGCAGUGCUGUGUGAUGACACGUUAAGUGAUGACCAGCGUGAGAAGAAACUUAAUGAGCUGUUGUUUCUCACCGAACAUGGCCACACAUGCAAGUUAGAAGAUUUAGGUCUUACAUUCCAGUAUGUACCGUCGUCGAAUGUGUUUGGGUUUGAUUCUGUUGAGUUGAAGCCGAAUGGCGGUGAAGAGAUGUUGGCUGGAGAAAAUGCAGAAGAAUACAUUCAACUGUUGACAGAUUUCACUAUGCAUAAGGGUGUGGCACGACAACUGGAAGCUUUUAGAGCUGGUUUUAAUCGUGUCUUUCCAAUGGAAAAACUUCAUGCUUUCAAACCACGUGAAAUUCAACUCAUGUUAUGUGGCGAGCAAGUACCAAAGUGGACAUAUGAUGAACUCUUGUUGUAUACAGAACCUAAAUAUGGGUAUCAUAAAGACAGCCCUGGGUUUUUAAGAUUGUUGAAAGUGCUGGUAGCCAUGAAUGGUAGCGAACGAAAAGCCUUCUUACAAUUUGCUACUGGUUGCUCAUCUCUCCCACCUGGUGGUAUCGCCAACCUUCAUCCUCGGUUAACGGUUGUUAAAAAAGAAGAUGAAGGAGAUGGUAGCUUCCCAUCAGUCAACACAUGUGUCCAUUACUUGAAACUACCCGAGUACUCAUCAGAAGAAGUGUUGCGUGAAAAACUACUCGCCGCCACCAAGGAGAAGGGUUUCCAUUUGAAUUAAAAGCUGGUAAGCGGAACAGGCUUUAACACCGACGUGUAGUUCGAGCUGACUCAGCAGUCAAUCAUGACGUUGUCGGAAGAAAUAGAAUUGCGUUGUUAUGAAACUCUUAUAUUUAGCGACUAUUUAAAUUUAUAUAGUAUAAAUUUUUCGGUACCAUGUUAAUAGGUUAGGAAAAUAUUUUGUUACACCGUGUUUUAUUGGCAGAAGAUGAACUUGGAUUAGCCUGACGCUUUACUUUCAUCACGGUGUAACUUCUUCUAUUCUUAUUUCAGAGUUCACUCUUUAUCUGUGCGUAUUUUACAGUUCAUUCUCGCAUGUAAACGUUAAGAAUACCAAGCUGAAACUUCAGGUUAAAACAAUAGAUCUAUUGUUUAGAACAAUAGAGAAAUCUGGUUAGAAUUUUGGUAUUCUUAUAAAAAAAGCGCAUACUAAGCUUACUCUAAAAUAAAUAAAAUAAAUAAAUUUUAAAAGUUCUUAGAUAGAAUCUUAGAGAGUUUUUAUGAAUUUCAUGCGCAAAAGUCUCGUGCAAAGGCAACACUGUUAGAUUAAAUGAGGCGCGCAUAUUAAAAAUCUUUUUGUAUUAUAGGAAAACUUGGUUUGACAUUUUAUGAAAAUAAAUAAACAAAUAAAUAAAAAAAUUGUUUAGUCACCA